AUGGGAUUAAACUGCCACUUUAUGACUAAGCCUCGCAAACACCGGAAGCGUCUUGAACUCGAAGCCCUACUAGAUAGUAUCCAAAACUUAGAAAAAGAUGGAAAAGUUGAAACUUCAAACGAACUUCAAGCAUCCAUAAUCGCUGAGGCCUCCAAGCAAAGAGGACACUACCAAAGCAGACAACUAGAAAAGAGACACCGAGAGGCAGCCAAACAGCUACGCAGCAAAGAAGAAAUUAUAAUCCGAAGAGCAGACAAGACCGCAGCAUUUGUAAUCAUGGCGAAAGAAGAAUACCUCAGCAAAAUGGACACCAUACUCUCCGACACCUCCAAAUUCAAGAAAAUACGCCGCAAUCCUACAGAAGACAUAAAGAAGAAAAUCAACGCCACCUGCAGAGCCAUCAACAUCGCUACAAAGAGCACACGCUUUCCGAAGCUGACCGGGGAGUUUUCUCCCGGGUACGCCUACGGCAACGUAAAAACACACAAGACAGGAAACCCACUCCGCCCCAUCAUCUCCCAGAUCCCGACAGCCACCUACACCGUCGCCAAGAAACUCAACGAAAUCCUCGCCCCGUUCACCCCGAUGAGCCACGCCCUAACGUCCACCAAUGACUUCCUGGAGAUCCUAAGAACUGCCCCACCUGCCGAAAACCACAUCAUUGCUUCUCUCGAUGUCGAGAGUCUGUUCACCAACGUGCCCGUGAACAGGACUAUCCAGAUCAUCAUGGACCGCGUCUACAGAUGUGAAGAGACGGAACCCCUAGACAUACCGGAAGAGGACCUACGCACACUCUUAGAGAUAUGCACUAAAGAAGCUCCCUUCACCUGCCCCCGCGGAGAUAUGUACUGCCAAGUGGAUGGUGUUGCUAUGGGAAGCCCUCUUGGUGUGCUCUUCGCCAACUUCUUCAUGGGAACCAUCGAAUCCAUGGCCCUCAAGGACCAACAACCCUCCAUCUACGCCCGAUACGUCGACGACAUAUUUAUCAGAGUGAAAAACAUAGAUGAACUACAGAAACUUAAGCAGCAGCUCAGCAACAUCUCCGGCCUCAACUUUACCUUUGAAGAAUCACAAGAAGGACGCCUGCCAUUCCUCGACGUACUAGUAUCUCCACAAGACUCAGGAUUCAACACCUCAGUGUAUAUCAAACCAACAAACACAGGACUUUGCCUCAACGGAAACAGCGAGUGCCCGCAACGCUACAGAAGAUCCACAAUCAAUGCAUACAUACGGCGAGCGAUCUCACACAGCUCAACAUGGAAGAAUUUGCAUAACGAAUUGGAAAGAAUUACACAAGUCCUUGUAAAUAACGGCUACCCAAACAGUGAAGUGACCCAGGCCAUCAACUGCGCCCUAGAGAAAUGGUACAACCCUGCAACCACCUCUGCAAACCAAAACAACAUCAAUCUCUACUACAGGAACUACAUGUCCACCGAGUACAAGACAGAUGAAAGAGUGAUCAAAGAUAUCAUCCACAAGAAUGUGAAACCAACAAACGCAGACCAAACCAUAUCACUCAUCAUCUACUACAAGACCUCCAAAACAGCCAACCUACUAAUCAAGAACCGCCAAACACCACCACCGGCACCUCUUCAGGAAGACCAUGUCAUCUACGAGCACACCUGCGCUAUUGAGGACUGUGGGCCUCAUACAUACAUCGGGAUGACACGGACAAAACUGACUAGGCGCUUAACAUGCCACCUACAAAAUGGUGCUAUCAAGAACCAUUACACAGUCAAGCACAAGGAAACCUUAGCACGCAGCCACCUAGAAGAUUCAACGAAAAUACUUGACAAGGAAACUGACCCACGCCGACUGUUGUUCCUGGAAGCCCUCUACAUUGAAGAUCUAGGGCCAACGAUGAACACUCAAGCCCAAGAUCUGCAAAUCUUACCAACGCAGAAGAGAAGUAACAGAAAAAACAACACCUAG
Eriocheir sinensis (Chinese mitten crab) is the source of this 1932-nucleotide messenger RNA. RefSeq lists its product as uncharacterized. The record is from RefSeq and is a predicted model, not a curated record. NCBI's taxonomy places the organism in Eukaryota, Metazoa, Arthropoda, Malacostraca, Decapoda, Varunidae. Bases 1 to 1932 code for a protein of 643 amino acids. The transcript has a single exon.